Molecule: messenger RNA, 3935 nt
Organism: Zingiber officinale
Lineage: Eukaryota; Viridiplantae; Streptophyta; Magnoliopsida; Zingiberales; Zingiberaceae
Product: pentatricopeptide repeat-containing protein At2g13600-like
Exons: 3
Coding region: 913-3183 (756 amino acids)
Biological process (GO): RNA modification
Molecular function (GO): RNA binding; protein binding
Source: RefSeq, a predicted model, not a curated record
UGCAGCUAUAAAACUAUGGCAUGUUAUAGUAAUUAGAAAAUCUUCUGUUAUAAGUCUAAUUCUUAUCAUACUAACUAUAAAAUCAUAAUUGCUAUAAGGUUAUAAUAAUUAUGAUUUCGUAAUUAUUAUAAUAUAAAUUAUAUAUUAAUACAAUUGAAUUAGUGUUAUAGAAGUAACAAAUAAUGUGUCUGAUCAUUUUGGAAUUUAAACAGGAGAUAAUAAUGGUAAUAAUAAAAACAGUUAGGUAAUUACAUCUGGGUUGUUAGUGGGAUAAGAUGUUUUAAUAAAAAUAAAAAAGAAACACCCUUUUAUAUUUCAAAAAAUAGGAAUAUUUUUUUGACUUUUGACCCUUUUUUUAUUACGAUUCAACCAACCAACGGCGGCAUGGAGUGAAACCGAGCGCAUCAUCCACGUCCACUUGGCUGUGGAGUCGUUAGCCAAAAAUUCGUUGACUUUGACUUUGGAGAUGUUAAAAGCCGACGAUGACCAUAAAUGCGUCAUCAGGGAAGGUAUAAGUUUGACUUUGGGUAUGUGAAAACGAAAAGAUGUCCCUAACUAAUUGACGGCCUUAUGCAUGAAACGUACUGCAUGACAUCUUAUUUUUUUUAUUUUUUUCUAAAUCCAAAUUAAGCCCUUCUAAUUAAUUAUCCUAAAAAUAAACGAUCCGAUAUUGUAAAAGUUUCUCAAUCAGAGUAAAUCGCACACGCCAUUCCAUAGUCAGUGGAUUGUCUUUUCUUAAAAAAAUUUAAUUUCGUAGUACGUCAUAAUGAAGAAUUGUGAAUACCUAAUUAACAAGCAUCUUACCAUUGGACCGGGCAAAUCUUACGUAUUGUUGACACGUUCCGGUCGGUUUAAUUUUUAAAUUCGGUUCGGUUCGGUUCGGUUCGACAACGCAGCGGAGCUCUUGACGAAAUGCACCACCCGAAUCCUACGGCCGCACGAGCCGCCGUCACUUCCCUUUCCCGAGCAGCUCAAUCGGCCAAAGCACGCCCAGUCUCCGACGCCACCCACCGCGAUCCCCGCUGCCUCAGCGCCGUCAUCUCCGGCCUCGCCCUUGAUGGCCGCCCGCUGGAAGCUCUUCGCCUCUUCAAAUGGUUCCAGACCUCCGCCCUCGACCCCGACGAGUUCACCCUCUCCAAUGCGCUCUCGCUCUCCGCCAAUCUCAGCGCGCUGGACCAGGGAAGGCAGAUCCAAGCUUUCAUCUUCAAGAAGAAUCUACCCAUGGACGUUGCCGCCACCAACUCGCUCAUCAAUCUCUACUUCAAGUGCGGCAGCGUCGCCGACGCGGAGAAGGUGUUCGACGGUAUGCUUCUGAGAGACGUCUACACUUGGACUGCGAUGGUCUCGGGCUACGCACACAGCGGCAGAUUAGAAAGGGCCAUGACUUUUUUCGAGACGAUGCCCGCUAGAAACACUGUUUCUUGGAACUCGAUGAUCAAUGCUUAUCAGAGAGAAGGGUGUCAUGAGAUGGCAUUGGAAUUGUUUUCCAUAAUGAAGACGCAAGGAGAGGCCUUGAGUGAGCUAACAUUUGUUGCGGUUCUGAAGGCAUGUGCAAGUCUUCAACAAUUGGAGUACGGUGAGGGAGUUCAUUGCUGCUUAGUCAAAUUGGGAUGGGUGAGAAGUAUGCUCGUUGGGAGUGUGUUGAUGGAUAUAUAUACAAAAUGUGGUGGUUUACAAGAAGUUCAGAAAGUUUUCAAUGAUAUUGGAGAGCAUAAUGUUAUCUCCUGGUCUAUCUUAUUGGGAGGGUAUGCUCAGAAUGGGAGCAUUUUGGAGGCUGAGGUGAUAUUUAAAGAGAUGCCGGAAAAAAAUGUGCGAACAUGGAAUUUAAUGAUUGAUGGUUAUGUGCGGAACGGGAUGCUUGACAACGCUUUUGAACUGUUUGUUGAUAUGUUGAAAGUUGGCAUGAAGCCAAAUAGCUUUACCUUUACGAGCCUCAUAAGUGGAUGCUCAAAUCCAGAACAUACAAGAAUUGGCAAGAAGUUUCACGGCUAUGUGGUCAAAGGAGGCCUGGAAUCAGAGACUCCAGUAUGCAGCUCCUUGAUUACAAUGUAUGGUGAACACAGAAAUAUUGGUGAUGCUUGUUCAAUUUUUGACAUGAUGGUUUCUCGUGAUGUAGUUUCAUGGACAGCUAUGGUUGCUGCUUACAUCUCUUAUGGGAAUCUAGAUGCAGCUCUUGACAUCUUUGAUAGAAUGCCAAGUAAGAAUCUAAUAUCAUGGAACACAAUGAUGUUUGGGCAUUUGCAGAAAUGUCGAAGCUUGGAGUUCAACUCUCUCAAUGUGAUGAGGAACCCACCUGCUCUGCUGUUCUUCUAUCGUAUGGAAAAAUCAUCUGUCAGAGCCAACCACUUCUCCUACAACUGUGCCUUGAGUGUUUGUGCUAACAUUGGUGCUCUAGAACAAGCCAGAGCAAUCCACUGUAGGACUGUGAGAAGAGGAUAUGAAUCUGACCUGGGAGUAGGCAAUGCUUUGAUCACUGUUUAUGGAAAAUGUGGAGCUCUUGAUGAUGCUGAAGUAUCUUUUAAAUCCUUGAUAUAUCCUGACAUGAUAUCUUGGAAUGCCUUGUUGACAGGGUAUUCACAAAAUGGACAUGGAGAUAAAGUUCUUGACAUCUAUGAGAAAAUGCAGAAAUCAGAAGUUGCACCAAAUCAUGUCACUUUCAUAAAUUUACUUUCUGCAUGCAGUCAUCUGGGAAUGAUAGAGAAAGGCCUGGAGUUCUUCGAACGGAUGGAGAAAGAUCACAAUGUUAAACCCACAAGGGAGCACUACACUUGUAUCGUAGAUCUCCUUGGUCGAGCUGGUUAUCUGAGAGAGGCUGAAUCUGUUAUUGGAAAUAUGCAAAUAGUACCUGAUGCAGUGGUGUGGGGAGCACUACUGGGGGCUUGCAAAAUGCAUGGAGAUCCUGAGAUGGGUAAACGAGCAGCUGACCAAAUUGUUCUUCUGGAACCAGAUAACAGCUCCGCUCUUGUUGCAUUGGCUGAAACAUUUGCAGCUGCAAAUAUGUGGAAAUAUGUAGUUGAAGUGAGAACAUUAAUGAAGGAAAAGAAGCUUCUUAAGGAGCCAGGAAUCAGCUCAAUUGAGAUAAGAAAUCAAUCUUGCAUGUUUCUGUCUGCUGAUCCUUGCAGGCAGGAAAAGGAUUGCAUCCAUGACAUGUUGAAUAGCCUUUAUGAAAAGCUGAUCAUAUAGAAGUGCAAUUAACGAAGGGACCACGGAAUAACCAUUUGAAUGUGAUCUUGGGAGAAUAAAGAUUCUCCACCGGCUGUGACAAUAACAGGAUAUUUUUCUUAACCACGACUUCAACAGUGAGUUUGCAGGAUUCCUCUCCUCAUGGUCAACUGAAUCAGAUACCUAUUCUUGGUGGCUCACCAUCACUCUCAGAAUGAUACAAAAUCACACCAGCAUCAUGGGGUAAAAAUUAUUAUACAAAGAACAACUGAGUUUCCUCUAUAACAUUGAAAUGGAAUUAGGAGAUGCUCGGUGUUCCAAAAUAUUUAACAAACAGCUUGCUUGUUUGUGUGAUCUUUUGAACUUCGAACGUGACUAGCAGUAACUGCUCUGGAAGGUGAUUUAUCUAUCUGCUUAUUCCUGCCAAAAUGCCUUGAUCCAAUCAACUUCUUUGAUUUGUGGCUGUUAGCUAGCUGAGGGGGACACUUGGGAAGGGUUUAAUCUUGUAGAGAGAAAUGAACAUUAGGAGGUAUGUUGAGGUGCACAUCAAUCAUGUUAUUGAUAGUUGACAUUGCAUAUGCCCAGUAUGAAUGUCAAAACUUGUGUGAGAUUGAUUUCUUAGUAUUACUCUGUCAACUCCUCCAUUUUUGUGUGGCAACAUUCACCCGUUAAAUACAGCUGUCCAUGCAAUUUUGAUGCUUCUAUGUUAGGAUGUUAUGUGUUGAUAGAACUAUGAAGAAUUCAUUUUUGAAAACAGUCCAAGUGAAUCUGUC